Messenger RNA from Stegodyphus dumicola, 1330 nucleotides. Its product is annotated as vicilin-like seed storage protein At2g18540. Lineage: Eukaryota; Metazoa; Arthropoda; Arachnida; Araneae; Eresidae. The record is from RefSeq and is a predicted model, not a curated record.
GUUUCUUAAUUAAUAUUAUCAUGGUUUUUUGACUCACUGAUCGUGUUGCUAUUAUUUAUUUUCAAAUAACGUUCGAUUAUAACAAUUGAUUUCUUUAUUGUAGCGUUUUCUUCAGUUUUUGUAAUCAUUCUUCUGUUGGUUGCUUAACUUUUGCUUUUCAGAUUUUAGAAGAAAUAUGCCGCAGCCACCUCGAAAAAAGAAAUGUUUGGAAAAUAAAAAUCGACAAGAGAGAGAAAGAAGUCGAAGAAGGAGACAAGAAGAAACCACUCCAGAAAGAGAAGCAAGGCAGCGACAUGACACAGAAAGAAGUCGAAGAAGGAGAGAAGAAGAAACCACCCCAGAAAGAGAAUCAAGACAACGACAGGAUGCAGAAAGAAGUCGAAGAAGGAGAGAAGAAGAACCACCCCAGAAAAGAACAUCAAGACAACGACAGGACGCAGAAAGAAGUCGAAGAAGGAGAGAAGAAACCCCACCCCAGAAAGACAAGACAAGCACAGGACGCAGAAAGAAGUCGAAGAAGGAGAGAAAAGAAACCACCCCAGAAAGAAUUAAGACAACAACAGGAUGCAGAAAGAAGUCUAAGAAAGGAGAGAAAACCACCCCGAAAAGAAAACAACACGGACCAGAAAGAAGUCGAAGAAGGAGAGAGAAGAAACCACCCCCCGAAAGGAAAUCAAGACAAACCAGGAUGCAGAAAGAAAGUCGAAGGAGAGAAGAAGAAACCACCCCAGAAAGAGAAUCAAGACAACGGCAGGAUGCAGAAAGAAGUCGAAGAAGGAGAGAAGAAGAAACCACCCCAGAAAGAAACUCAAGACAACGACAGGACGCAGAAAGAAGUCGAAGAAGGAGAGAAGAAGAAACCACCCCAGAAAGAAACUCAAGACAACGACAGGACGCAGAAAGAAGUCGAAGAAGGAGAGAAGAAGAAACCACCCCAGAAAGAAACUCAAGACAGCAACAGGACGCAGAAAGAAGUCGAAGAAGGAGAGAAGAAGAAACCACCCCAGAAAGAGAGUCAAGACAGCAACAGGUGAGAGAAAUUCAUCAAAGAAGAAGAGAAGAAGAAAACAUCCCAGAAAGAAACUCAAGACUGCAGAGAGUUACAACUGCAACAACUACUGCUCGAAUGCGUCUCUGGAGGCAUUUAGAAAAUGCGGCAUUCGAUGAAAAUGCGGCCAGAAGAAACAGGAAUCCGGUCUACUGAUGCUCUUGGCCGUGUCUACACCGUCCAUCCCAACAACUCCGAAUGCUUCCACCUUCGCCUAUUACUACAUGAAGUUAGAGGCCCAACAUCAUUCACGGAUUUGAGAACCGUUCAAGGAAGAGUCUG